GCGGGCGGGGACGGUGCGGGGCUGUCUGAGGCGAGGCGAGGGAUGCCCGGGGGAAGCCGUCCCCCGCCGGGCCCCCGGCCUUUGUUCGUUGCCGGAGGGAGCGCGGGGGCAAAAUGGAGGCGCUCCCCGGCGGGGGGCCCUCCUCGGGCCGCCCCCCUCAGCCGGUCGCUGCUGGGUGCCCGUCGACUUUUCUGGGCGCUUUCUUCUCCUCCUCGUCCCGGUGAGGCGGGACGGGGCGCAGCCCUGAGGGGAUGAGGCGGCCGGGAGCAGGCGGCUUGGCACCGUCGGCGCCGGGAGGAAGGCACCGGGAGGGCUCCCGGAGGCGGUGCGGGCACCCGCGGAGGGAAACUUGAGGGGAAGAGCUUGUGCGAUGAGCUGCCUCGCCGAAGAGCUAAGCUGUGCUUUACAGAACAUGGCCCGAUAAUGCCUUCACUUAGGCUCUAGCCCAGUUAAAAAUCAAGGAAAAAUGGCUUUCCAGCCUGACAUUGCUGCCGAGGGCCACAGCAGCCUCACGGAUGGAGAGGCACUGGGUGUGCUGGCUGUUUGGGAGCAGCGGGUGGGCACAGCCACAGCUGAGAUAGUUUCUUCACUUUUCUAGGCUUGGUUCUGUCAUUGACCUCUAGUGUGCCUGUAGGCAAUCUCCUGUCCCUUCACUUUUCCAUCUAAAAUGGUUUCCUGCAUCCUACAGCUGCUCAGCAUGUCUUGGCUGCUCCCACUCUGUGCGCUCUGACCAUGAGCAGCAAUUCCUCCCUCAGCAACGCGAAUGGCCUGAGGAACCUCACCGCGCAGGAGGACGGCGCAGUCAGAGUCACUGAGUCCAUUGCUAUAAUCAUCAUUGCUAUUUUCAUCUGUUUGGGCAACCUUGUGAUUGUCGUCACCCUCUAUCGGAAGUCUUACCUUCUCACAUUGAGCAACAAGUUUGUGUUCAGCCUGACACUCUCCAACUUUCUGCUCUCUGUAUUGGUGCUACCUUUCGUUGUCACCAGCUCCAUCAGGAGGGAAUGGAUCUUUGGAGUCGUUUGGUGCAAUUUCUCAGCCCUGCUCUACAUGCUGAUCAGCUCAGCCAGCAUGCUUACUCUUGGACUCAUAGCUAUAGAUCGGUACUAUGCUGUCCUGUACCCUAUGGUUUACCCAAUGAAGAUUACAGGCAACAGAGCAGUGGUAGCUCUCGUGUAUGUGUGGCUACACUCCCUUAUUGGCUGCCUCCCUCCUCUCUUUGGCUGGUCGUCUUUGGAAUUUGACCAGUUCAAGUGGAUGUGUGUGGCCGCCUGGCACAAAGAGGCUGGUUACACUGCCUUUUGGCAGAUCUGGUGUGCGUUGCUACCUUUUGUGAUCAUGAUGAUCUGCUAUGGGUUCAUAUUCCGUGUGGCUAGGAUUAAAGCCCGCAAAAUCCACUGUGGUAGCGUUGUCAUUGUGGAGGAGGACUCCCAGAGGAACGGGAGGAAGAACUCCAGCACCUCCACGUCCUCCUCGGGCAGCCGAAGGAACACUUUCCAAGGGGUUGUCUACUCUGCAAACCAGUGCAAAGCCUUCAUAACCAUCUUGGUUGUCAUCGGCGCUUUUGUUAUCACAUGGGGGCCUUACAUGGUAGUAAUUACAUCGGAGGCACUUUGGGGAAAAAACAGUAUUUCCCCUGCCUUGGAAACAUUAGCUACAUGGUUGUCCUUUUCCAGUGCUAUUUGCCACCCGUUAAUUUACGGACUGUGGAACAAAACGGUGCGCAAGGAACUACUAGGAAUGUGCUUUGGGGAUCGGUAUUAUCGCGAGUCCUUUGUUCAGCGGCACAGGACUUCGAGGUUAUUCAGUAUUUCCAAUAGGAUCACAGAUUUGGGACUGUCCCCUCAUCUUACUGCCCUCAUGGCAGGCGGACGGCCGUUGGGAAACAGCAGUAGCACAGGAGACACAGGUUUCAGCUGUUCACAGGAUUCAGGAACAGAGGCAAUGCUUCUUGAAGAUUAUAGCUCAGAUGGCCCUUCUGUCCCACACUGCCUCUGUCCUCCUCGAAGGAGGAGUUCUGUGACAUUUGAAGAUGAAGUUGAGCAAAUUAAAGGUGGGCUUAGGGAAGUUGCAAAGAAUUCUGUUCUUCACGUAAAAGCUGAAGUCCAUAAAUCUCUGGACAGUUAUGCAUCCAGUUUAGCCAGGGCUAUUGAAGCUGAUGUGAAAAUCAGCUUGUUUGGGGAAGGUGCUUUACCAGGAGCUCUGUUCCCUGUGCGGACUCUGCCGGGAAGCAGCAUGAACACACGGCGUGGUAUCAGGCCCCAUGCUAGCCAAAGACUUCAACUGCAGAGCAUCGAUGAAGGGAAUAUUUGACAGGAGAACUAGAGGAAAAAAAAGAUGGAACAAAACCACUAAGCGGGACCUACUCUGUCUACUACUGUUUUAACAGAAACAGGAUACCUUGUUGGGAUGUUUUCAGUGUUUUUUCAACACUUGAAAGCCAGUUGAAUUCUGGUACUUGCAUCAGCAUUUUGCAGCAGUUUUUGCUUACUGUUUAGGGUGCUAUUGACUCUUUUGUGCCAUGUCUUAAAUCUAUCACACAAGGCAUAGGAAUGCAGGGUUUGGUUUCAUCAGCCAAAUCAUUAGUCCAUCAAAUCUCGUGUCCAUUUUUGGCUGAAGCUGAUAGAGGAAUGAAAAAGGACAAGUAUGUGCAGUAUUUAAAUAACAACUGUAG
Molecule: messenger RNA, 2671 nt
Organism: Cygnus olor (mute swan)
Lineage: Eukaryota; Metazoa; Chordata; Aves; Anseriformes; Anatidae
Gene: GPR161
Product: G protein-coupled receptor 161
Exons: 7
Coding region: 733-2310 (525 amino acids)
Biological process (GO): G protein-coupled receptor signaling pathway
Cellular component (GO): membrane; recycling endosome
Molecular function (GO): G protein-coupled receptor activity
Source: RefSeq, a predicted model, not a curated record